Lolium perenne is the source of this 536-nucleotide messenger RNA. RefSeq names its product small ribosomal subunit protein eS30z/eS30y/eS30x. Gene Ontology annotation, molecular function: structural constituent of ribosome. The record is from RefSeq and is a predicted model, not a curated record. Gene Ontology annotation, biological process: translation. Gene Ontology annotation, cellular component: cytosolic small ribosomal subunit; ribosome. Lineage: Eukaryota; Viridiplantae; Streptophyta; Magnoliopsida; Poales; Poaceae.
AGGAAACGCGCUAUAUAAAAUCCCUGAUCCCCACCUAGGUUUCCUCUUCUCCCUCCACAACCGCCGCCGCGAACCCUCAGCGCCCUCGCCCUCCAACCCUCCCCCGCCGCAGCUCCACAGCCUCAGCGCCGCCGUCGACAUGGGUAAGGUUCACGGAUCGCUGGCUCGUGCCGGGAAGGUGCGCGGGCAGACCCCCAAGGUCGCCAAGCAGGACAAGAAGAAGCAGCCCCGCGGCCGCGCCCACAAGAGGAUCCAGUACAACCGCCGCUUCGUCACCGCCGUCGUCGGCUUCGGCAAGAAGCGCGGCCCCAACUCCUCCGAGAAGUAGAUGCGCGUCACGGGUUAAAGAAGCUUCUCUUUCCUUGCACUAGUUUCCUCUCGUGUUGUCUUUGCGCAAGAAGAUGGAAGAAAAAACCUUACUUACUGUUUUGGCUCGUGUAAUGGAUGAGAUGGAACUCAUGUGUUAAGUAUGCCUGCUUCAUUUUAGUUGAGAAUUUGAGAUAUGGUGGUAUGAGUUGAUUACUGCAAUUUGCUUA